This is a messenger RNA of Nicotiana attenuata, 1313 nucleotides long. Its product is annotated as DDB1- and CUL4-associated factor 13-like. The transcript is spliced from 9 exons. Gene Ontology annotation, biological process: maturation of SSU-rRNA from tricistronic rRNA transcript (SSU-rRNA, 5.8S rRNA, LSU-rRNA). Gene Ontology annotation, cellular component: small-subunit processome; nucleolus. The record is from RefSeq and is a predicted model, not a curated record. The coding region runs from base 254 to 985 and encodes 243 amino acids. Gene Ontology annotation, molecular function: protein binding. NCBI's taxonomy places the organism in Eukaryota, Viridiplantae, Streptophyta, Magnoliopsida, Solanales, Solanaceae.
UUUGCACUUCUUUUAAAUGUUUCAUCCGUGGGCUGAAGGACAUGAAGUAUGAACUUUUUUUUUUGUUUUACAUACAAUCUGAUGCUCGAUUCUUCUUCCUUCGCAUUUUUUUCUUUUUUCCUUUGAGGUACGUGACUGGCCUAUUCAAAUUCUUAACUUGAAGUUAUAUGCAGUGUUUCAUCUCUAACCAGCAAUCAGAAGCAUGUUUUAAAAAGGGUCUGAUAUUCAGUGUCCAUUACUCGAUGAACAGCUCAUGGGUGCUCUUUUGAAAUUUCUUUUUAUCCCAGUCAUGAUCCUUAAAAUAAUUGUGUGCCAAAUGUUUUUUGCAAAACAAAAUAGGCGGACAGUACGUCAGUUUCCUGGUCACCAAGGUGCAGUACGUGGUUUGACAGUGUCUACGGAUGGCCGUAUUCUUGUAUCAUGUGGAACUGAUUGCACUCUUAGGCUCUGGAAAGUUCCUGGUGAUACUCUAAUGGAGUCAGAUGAUGGGUCUGGUAACUCAUCCCAGCCAUUGGCUGUGUAUGUUUGGAAGAAUGCAUUCUGUGACCGUAGCAUAAAUAUAUAUGAUUUACGGAUGUCUACACCAGCUAGAAAGGUUAUUAUGCGGGCUAAUGACGAUGGCAAGUGCUACAGUUAUGAUGUUAGAAAGUUAAAUGAAGCCAAAUGUGUGCAUAAAGAUCAUGUCUCCUCAGUGAUGGAUAUAGACUAUUUACCAACCGGUCGAGAAUUUGUUACUGGACCUUAUGAUAGAACAGUGCGAAUUUUCCAAUAUAAUGGUGGUCACAGCAGGGAAAUCUAUCACACUAAGAGGAUGCAGAGGGUAUUCUGUGUCAAGUUCAGUUGCGAUGCUAGUUAUAUUAUCUCAGGAAGUGAUGAUACCAACCUUCGUCUAUGGAAAGCAAAAGCAUCUGAGCAAUUGGGAGUUACACAGGCACUUGCCAAUACCAAUAUACAAGGCCACAAAGCAAAUACGGGAGAUGACUGAAUCUGAGAGGAGGAAAGCUCACAGUGCCCCAGGAAGCAUUCACAAUGAGCCAUUGCGAUCGAGUAGAAUUAUCAAAGAAAUUGAGUGAAAAGGGUGGCUGUCAUGAUCUGCUAAUGCAUGCUACCCAGGCCAACCUGAACAGUGAACAAGGCUAUUACCAUUUCACUGUGUGGACAGGGCCAUUGGGAUAGUAAAUUUUAUAACAAAGGGCAGAAUCGAAGAGGUCUUACAUCGCAUGUAACUAUUGAAAUAUAUAGUGGCUGUUUCUAAUGUUGAGCUUAUGUUACUGCCAUGGUUGUAAUGGGAAAUUUUGUGAUGUAAUCAGUUA